AUGUCUCUGUCCAUAAUACAGCCAAUGAUUUGUGGGUAAGCUUUUUCGGGAAGGUUUGGGAUCUUACAUAACUUGUCUAAGAAAAUAUUUCAUCGAAACUAUGCGAACCAUUAAUCAAAAUAGCUGGAAGUGAUAUAUCUUAUUGGUUUGAUAAAUAAACGNAAUGUGUAGUACUAUGGUCCAAUCCAAAUGGGAACUCCAAAUUAGUAGUUAAGUGUAAUAUUUGAUACAGGCUCCCCAUACCUUUGGGUUCCUAGCGAUAAAUGCACACUCUUAAAAUGUCACCUGAGUAAGAGAUUUUAUACUUAAAAAUCAACAACCUACAAGAACUAUUCAUAAUCGGAUGAAAUCGAAUAUGCCUCAGGAAGUUGCAAGGGAUUUUGGGGUUCAGAUUAUGUAUAAUUAUUGGGAGAUAGUAACACAAGAGUAUUAACAAAUAUUUUAUUCACUUAUUAUGAUUCUGGAUUCGAUGCAGUAUAAUCUGAUGGUCUAUUGGGUUUAAGCAAUGAGAAAGAGAUAGACAAUAUAUUCGAUUUAGCAUAUAAAGAAGGUAAUAUAAAAUCGAACCUUUUUGCAAUGGAACUUAAAAGUAAAGAGGAAUAAUCACUUUUUUACUACGAUGAAAUUCCGAACGAAAUUAUGAAUAAUGUGGAAUGGGUCAGAGUUUUGAGAAAUGACUAUUGGGUAUUAAAUUUAUUUUAGAAUAGACGGUAAAGGUCUUAUCUAUUUCGGUCAAUGGAUAGUUUAUUAAAGCAGGGAAAUACAAAGAAGCACUAAUUGAUUCAGGAACUUCACUUUUGUACCUACCUGAGAAAGUUGUAUUAUCAAUAUUUGAGGAAUUAAUUUUAAGUAAUUGCAGAUUAUUAGAUGGUAAUAUGUUUUGUCCUUGUUCGAUUCCCAAAAGCGAAGUUGAUAACUAUCCAAAAAUAGCAAUGUUUUUGGAAGGGAUUAUUCUAGAAUUAGAUAUAACUGAUUACAUGAUACUCGAUUUCUCAUUUUAAGGAAUGUGUUAUAUAGGAAUUGAGGUAGAAUCUUAAAUGAAUCUUAUGAUAUUUGGUGAUAUUGUCAUGAGAAAAUAUGUCAUAGUGUUCGAUAAGCAGAAUAAUAAGAUUGGAUUUAAAGGGUAUUUUAACAAUUUCUAUAUUAGAGUUGAGAAAUUGACAAAUAUCAAAACGACAGCCAUCUUUUGGAUUGAAAUCUUUGGAUUUGGAGCCAUCAUCAUAAGUUGUUUAUUAUUAUAGAUGAAACUUAUGAAGUUAUGA
Messenger RNA from Paramecium octaurelia, 1262 nucleotides. NCBI's taxonomy places the organism in Eukaryota, Ciliophora, Oligohymenophorea, Peniculida, Parameciidae. The record is from the annotation of a GenBank genome assembly.